AUGCAAAUUAAAUUAAAAUAAAUGUAAUCUUCAUAUAAGAUUAAGAACAUCUACUUUUGAUAAAUCAAAUUGUAAAUCUAGUACAAGGGCAAAUAGAACUUAAGUAAAACAAUCAUAAAAUUAAGAAAAGAGUUUAAACGUUAAGCCUAUUUAAAAUUACAAACUAUAAAAUUAGGGUUAUUAAAGACUUAAGAUGUUACAAUAACCUUAAAAGGAAGAAAAAAAAAUCGAAAAUAUUCUAUAAUAGUAUCAAAAAAUUUUUGAUAAAAUACUUCCUUUAAUAAAGUAAGAAAAACUUAAUCAAUGA
Molecule: messenger RNA, 307 nt
Organism: Paramecium sonneborni
Lineage: Eukaryota; Ciliophora; Oligohymenophorea; Peniculida; Parameciidae
Source: the annotation of a GenBank genome assembly